UUCCUGAACAAGUGGCAGGUGGAUAAUUCCCAAACGACAAGAAGAUCAAGAUGGACCGCCCGACGGACGCGAACGAACGAUGGCUGCGUGGGCACGCAGAGCGAUCAAGCCGGCAAGGCCAGCGGCUGCGCAGGCUGCCCGAAUCAGAACCUCUGCGCGAGCGGCGCGACCAAGCUCCCGGACCCGACGAUGGUCCAGGUCAAGAACCACCUGAAGGACAUCAAGCACAUCAUCUUGGUGCUGAGCGGGAAGGGCGGCGUCGGCAAGUCGACCGUGAGUUGCCAGCUCGCGUUUGGCCUCGCCGGCAUGGGGCACCAGGUCGGGCUCCUCGACGUGGACAUUACGGGCCCGAGCGUGCCCCGCAUGCUGGGCCUGAGCGGCCAAGAAGUGCACCAGAGCAACGACGGCUGGUCGCCCGUGUACGUCGAUGACAACCUCGGUGUCAUGUCGAUUGGCUUUAUGCUGCCCAACCAAGACGACGCGAUCAUUUGGCGCGGCCCGAAGAAGAGCGGCCUCAUCAAGCAGUUUCUGACCGACGUGACGUGGGGCGAGCUCGACUACCUCAUCAUCGACACGCCGCCGGGCACGUCGGACGAGCACAUUAGCAUUGUCCAGUACAUGAAGGAGACCAAGAUUGACGGCGCGGUGGUUGUCACGACGCCGCAAGAGGUGGCGAUGGCCGACGUCCGCAAAGAGCUCAACUUUUGCCGCAAGACCAACCUCCCCGUCCUCGGGGUCGUCGAGAACAUGGCGGGGAUCCAGCAGUCGCUCGACCAAGUCAAGUUUAUCAACCCCGCGACGUCGUCGGACGACACGGCUCACUUUCUCCAGGUGCUGCGCGAGAAGGCCCCCGAGCUUCUCCCGUACGCUGUCCAGCUCCAAGUGUUUCCGCCGGCGGCGGGCGGCGGCGAAGCCAUGGCGAGUGCAUUUAACGUGCCGUUCCUCGGUCGCCUGCCGUUGGACGCCAACCUCACGCAAGCGUGCGAGCAAGGCGUGAGCUUCCUCGAAGCCUACCCCAAGUCGAGUGCUGCGACGGCGUUCGAUGCCAUCGUCAAGCGCGUCAUCGCCGAAGCCGACAAGCGUGCAUAAGUUGACAACACGACAUUCUUGGAUGA
Molecule: messenger RNA, 1115 nt
Organism: Saprolegnia parasitica CBS 223.65
Lineage: Eukaryota; Oomycota; Saprolegniomycetes; Saprolegniales; Saprolegniaceae
Exons: 5
Coding region: 190-1089 (299 amino acids)
Biological process (GO): iron-sulfur cluster assembly
Cellular component (GO): cytosol
Molecular function (GO): ATP-dependent FeS chaperone activity; iron-sulfur cluster binding; ATP binding
Source: RefSeq, a predicted model, not a curated record